CAAAAAGUCUCACUACUGUACUGAUAAUGAUGAAGAUAUAUAGGCAGAUAUAUGUCUCUUAGAAUAAAGUAGUGUGUAUAGACUAGUUAAAAUGAAUUAUCGACGGACAUUUUCGAUUUUAAUUCUUCUCACUACAAUAUCAAUUUGCUACUUUACAUUCUUCAAAGUUGAUAUUUUAAAGUAUUUGAGAACACUUGAUACUAAAGUUAUAACUCCCAAUUCCGCUGUAUAUGUACGUGAUCAAACAGGCUUGAUACUUCAAACAAAUAUAGGAACUGUAAAAACUAGAGGAAAUAUAACAAAUCACACAGAUGCAAUUAUGAUAUUACUAUGGACGAAAUGUGCGAACCAUUUGUGCUUUCCCCUUGGGAUCUAUAAUGGUCCUCAUUUUAAAUGUGAAGUAACCGAGGAUAGUUCCAAAAUAAAGGAAGCCCACGCUGUAGUUUUCCAAACCUGUACUAUGCGUAAUCUUCUCAAGGCAGGUAUUCCAACGUACAGAUCACCCAGUCAAAAAUGGAUAUUCCUGUGUGCGGAGCCGCCACCAAAGAAACCUUUAAAAUUCCCAGAGCUGAAAGAUACGUUCAAUUUUACAAUGACAACUAGGUUGGAUUCUAAUUAUCACACUUAUCAUGGAUUUUACAAUCUAAGUAGAAUAUCAGACAUAUUUGAUGGUCCGAAAUGAGGAAGGUCCACCAUUAAUUU
Molecule: messenger RNA, 702 nt
Organism: Owenia fusiformis
Lineage: Eukaryota; Metazoa; Annelida; Polychaeta; Sabellida; Oweniidae
Source: the annotation of a GenBank genome assembly